This is a messenger RNA of Ostreococcus tauri, 1146 nucleotides long. RefSeq names its product unnamed product. The record is from RefSeq and is a predicted model, not a curated record. Gene Ontology annotation, biological process: axonemal dynein complex assembly; regulation of cilium movement; cilium-dependent cell motility. The transcript has a single exon. The coding region runs from base 1 to 1146 and encodes 381 amino acids. Lineage: Eukaryota; Viridiplantae; Chlorophyta; Mamiellophyceae; Mamiellales; Bathycoccaceae. Gene Ontology annotation, cellular component: axoneme; axonemal dynein complex.
AUGGCGGAGACGUCGUCGCGCGCCGAACACGCGGUCGCGAUGGCGAACGAGCACAAGGUGCGCGAGCGGUGGCGCGAGGUGAUGCGAUCGAGGCGACGACGGGAGACGCGCGACGCGAUCGACCGCGCGGCGCGCGCGCACGACGACGCCCUGGAUGAUCGCGAACGCGAGAUCGCGUCCCUGGACGAGGCGCUGGACGCGGGUGAACGCGCGCACAGGGAGGCGGCGGAGGCGCAGGCGAGACGGUUGGCGGCGCGCGAGGCGGCGGACGACGCGGAGACGAUGAAGAUGCAAACGCGCGUCGACGCCGAGUUACGGGCGAUGCGCGAGCGAUUCGAGGCGGAAGAUGACGCGGCGGAGAUGACGUGGCGCGCGAACGUGGACGAGGCGAUGCGUCGAGGUGAGGAGGCGCGCGAGCGAGACGCGCGCGAGCGAGACGCGCGUCGAGCGAGUUUCGAGGACAAGAGAGAGGAGAUGCGGAACCAACACGGCGAGGACGCGGCGACGAUGAAGAUGAUGUACGAAAACCGAAUUAAGGAUCUGGAGAUCGCGCUCGCGAGGGCGACCGCGCCGACGGUUCGACUGGGUGAUUUAGGAUGCGACGCGGACCGAAGAGACGCCGAGGACGCGGUGGACGACGAUCGAGCGUACGAAAUCAUACGCGCGCGCGACGAGGCGGACGCGCGACGAUUCGACAAGAUCGCGCGCGCGAUCAAGCGUUUACAGUCUGGCGUGCGCUACUGGCGCGAGAAAACGGACGCGCGAUCGAGUGAACAUCAAGACGCGCGAGCGCGCGUCUCGCGCGAGCGCCAGCGCCACGAGCUCGAGCGCGGGGAGACGGAAGCCCACGCCGCCGCCGCUCGCGCCUCUCGAGCGCACACGCUCCUCGAGACGUGCGUCGCGAGUGAAACCGCCAUCAACGAGCUCGCGUCCACGCUCGAGCGCGCGAAGCGCGUGCUCAGGAUCCAAGCCUCGGCGUCCCGUCUCGCGUCCGGCUCGCAUCCAGCCGCCGACGCGCGCCGACGCGAGGACGACGACGACGACCAUCUUCCCGCCGACUACGCCGACGCCGUCCUCGCUCGAUAUCGCGCCGUUCACGAAUCCACGACCCAUCGUCGUCGUCGUCACGCCGCGUCCACCGCGUGA